This is a messenger RNA of Scheffersomyces stipitis CBS 6054, 606 nucleotides long. RefSeq names its product YbhB/YbcL family Raf kinase inhibitor-like protein. The coding region runs from base 1 to 606 and encodes 201 amino acids. The record is from RefSeq and is a predicted model, not a curated record. The transcript has a single exon. Lineage: Eukaryota; Fungi; Ascomycota; Pichiomycetes; Serinales; Debaryomycetaceae.
AUGUCGUAUUACAUUGGCCGUUUCCUUGGACAGUUGUUAAAGAACUUCAGAGCUGGCGAUGCCAAGCUUCUCAUUAACCGGUUAGAAUUGAAGGAUCAAGAGCAGGAGAUCUCUGUGACUAGCUCGUUGUUCGCUGAUGAUGGUUACAUGCCCCUUGAAACAGCAGGGUUAGGUGUAGGCGAUAACAAGUCUCCGCCAUUGAAGAUUGCUUUGUCAACUCAUCUUGACGAAAUAAAAUCGCUUGUCCUUAUCUGUCAGGACAUCGACGUACCAAUUCCUUUCCCAAUCACUCAUUUCCUUGCCUAUGGAAUCGCUCCUGGCGAAGUGGUGGAAUUCGGUCUUGAUGAUCUUUCCGAGACAAACAAUGGCAGCGAAAAGUGUAGUCUUGGUACGUGCUCUCUUGGGAAAGUGGGAUGGAUUGGCCCACGACCAGUUCCUGGCCAUGGAGACCAUCGCUAUGUUUUCCAAGUGUUCGGCUUGAACGAAGCAGCUUCUCAAGCGAUCAGCGACUCUACCACACGUUUGAAUACUGAUCAGAUCGUUGAAAUCAUUCAAGGAAAUGUAGUGGCUUUUGGCGCACUUACGGGGAAAUACCGGAGAGACUAG